Ceraceosorus guamensis is the source of this 2430-nucleotide messenger RNA. RefSeq names its product OPT superfamily oligopeptide transporter. NCBI's taxonomy places the organism in Eukaryota, Fungi, Basidiomycota, Exobasidiomycetes, Ceraceosorales, Ceraceosoraceae. Gene Ontology annotation, biological process: transmembrane transport. Gene Ontology annotation, molecular function: oligopeptide transmembrane transporter activity. The transcript has 6 exons. The coding region runs from base 1 to 2430 and encodes 809 amino acids. The record is from RefSeq and is a predicted model, not a curated record.
AUGGUCCUUCGUCGCAAAGCCCAACCUGCCUCCCUUUCGGAAGGCGCAGAAGAGAUCGGCGAAACCACUGCGAUUGAGACGGAUCCAAUUGCAGAACUCAAGAAAGAUGACGACGGACCAGUCACACCAUCCUCCCCUUCGGAGAAAGGCAUCGAGGAGAAGACGUCCCACGAACUGGAGAUCGACGAGGCCCAAGCCGGACUUCGCGAACUCGAUGGAUCAGAAGGCGUCACCAAGAUUUCGGAUCAAGUCAUUCGCGACGGUGCCGAUGUGUCCAGAAUCGCAGUCUCGACUCGUGACGACGGAGACCCGGCCCUGACCUUCCGCUCGGUAGUACUUGGCUCAGUCCUUGCCGCGUUCAGCUCUGUAGUCACCGUCUUCUAUCUGUUCAAGCCUGUCCAGAUCAGUAUCAGCACCGUCUUUCUUCAACUCGUGGCGUACGUACUGGGCGUUGGUUGGGCCAAGUUGACCCCCUCAGCCGAGCGCUUCGAAAGAGUCUCACCACGACUCGGCGCUGUCGCACGCUUCUUCAAUCUGGGUCAGCCAUUUGGGCUCAAAGAGCAUGUUGUUGCCACCCUGAUCGGUAGCUGCGCCAACAACUCACUUGCAGGUGUCGAAGUAGCCAUAGUGCAAAGACUCUUUUACCCACAGAGCUCGCUGGACACCACCACUGUUCUGUUCGGUCUGUUUUCCAUUUCCAUCAUAGGGUUCGUGAUUGCUGGCGUACUCCGUCCGCUCAUCGUCUAUCCGGCAGAGAUGGUCUAUUGGACGCAAUUGCCACAAAUUUCACUGAUGCAGAGUCUUCACUAUGACGUCGCAAAAAACAAGAAACGCCUCACCCGCUUCGGUCAGGUCCUUCUCGGUUCGACGAUCUACGAGCUCUUUCCUGCCUAUCUCUUCCCAACCCUAAACGGAAUUAGCAUUCCGUGCUUUCCCUCUGCGCGUUAUUCUUCGGCCGCUAGAGAUGUCGCGACAAAUAUCUUCGGAGGCGCGAACUCGAAUGAAGGUCUGGGACUUCUCAACUUUUCCCUUGACUGGCAGUAUAUCACCUCCUCGGCACUGUCACUGCCACUCAAGCAACAGGCUAAUAGCUGGAUCGGCUUGGCUUUGAUGUGGCUCAUCAUGCCGCUGCUCUACUACCGCAACGCCUUCGGUUCUCGCGCUGCGCAGCUCCCAAUGCUCGGCACGUCUCUUUACGCAGAAGACGGGUCGAAGUACAAUCUGACCGCGGUCUUCGGUCACUCGCUCACCAUCAACAACACAGCGUUGGCAGAGCAGGGGCUGCCAGUGCUGACGUCGUCCACUCUCUGGGGAUACAUUUCAGCGAAUCUUGCUGUCGCCGCGCUCAUUUCGCACGUUCUUCUGUUCUACGGAGCGGACAUGUGGAAAGCGCUCAAGCAAGCUAGAGCUGGUACUCAGCCAGAUCCUCACUACCAAGCGAUGAAGAAGUACAAGGAGGUGCCCAUGUGGUGGUACGGUAUCGCCUUUGUCCUUGCUUUCUUUGCUGGCCUUAUCUCCGUCCUGCACGGCCAAACGAUGCCGUGGUGGGCUUACCUGGUCUCGCUCCUCUUAGGGGCUGUCAUCGCUCCUCUGUCUUGCGUUUUGUACGGGCUCUUCGGAAAUGGGCGACGUCGACGUUCCCUCGAUCCUCUCGAUUCGGAUAGCAUUGGCACGAACACUCUGUCUAAGAUGGUAGGCGGCGUCCUUGUACCGGGGAGGCCCCUCGCCGGGCUAUGGUUCGCUAGUUUCAGUCACCAGGUCAUCCUUCUCGCUGUCAACCUCGCGUCUGGUCUCAAAUUUGGGCAAUACACUAAGAUACCUUGGCGCACUCUCUUCGCAAGUCAAGCAUACGGAACACUACUUGGUCUUUUGGUGAACUACCUCAUCGCAGUUCAGGUUGCCGUGAGCAAGAGGGAGGUGCUUCUCAACGACGAAGAUUCCAACGUGUGGUCCGUCGCGAUGUUUUCCAACCUCAAUUCCCAAGCGGUUACAUGGGCGAUAGCAGACCGCGUAUAUUCGUACUCUCGAGGCGCUGGAUACUGGCUAGUUCCUUUCGCGCUCUUGAUAGGCUUCAUCAUCCCAUUCAUCCACUUCAUCGUCCAGCGCCGAUGGAAAUCCUUGGAGAAGUACCAAGUAAACGCUCCCAUCAUUUUGCAGUACAUGGGCGGCUACAACUACUUCGGGGCCUUCAGUUACCUGACAUCGACAGUAGCCAUCGGGGCAGCUGCUCAACUCUGGCUUCGUCGUCGACAUCCCAAACUAUUCAACAAGUACAUGUACAUCGUAGGGUCGGCCUUGGACGGCGGCUCGCAGAUCACCCUGUUCAUCUUAAGCUUUGCUGUUUACGGCGCUGCCGGGCCUGCCAGACCUUUCCCAACGUGGUGGGGAAACCCAAAUGGCAACGUCGAUCACUGCAAUCCGCCCGAAUGA